GUUGAUACAGUCUGCGGAACAGCUGUGAGAGAACAACAAAGCUGACGCGAUAUUUAGCGUCAGAAUCGACGAGAAGGACAAAAAUAACGUGAAAAUACAACAACAAAACUGGAUUCGAGGUUGAUAAAGACUAGAAAAGUGGUCAAGAAAACCGGUUAUUAACAUUCGUGUCGACAAAACUCUGAAAAUUACAGAUUCAAGGUUGGUCUCGGCUGACAACAGUACUAUGGGCCGGAUCUUCCUGGACCACAUUGGCGGGACCCGCCUCUUCUCCUGCGCCAACUGUGACACCAUCCUGACCAACCGCUCAGAGCUCAUCUCCACGCGCUUCACUGGCGCCACGGGCCGGGCCUUCCUCUUCAACAAGGUGGUGAACCUGCAGUACAGCGAGGUGCAGGACCGUGUGAUGCUGACGGGCAGACACAUGGUGCGAGACGUCAGCUGCAAGAACUGCAACAGCAAGCUGGGCUGGAUCUACGAGUUUGCCACAGAAGACAGUCAGCGCUACAAGGAAGGCCGCGUCAUCCUCGAAAGGGCGCUAGUAAGGGAGAGCGAGGGCUUUGAGGAGCAUGUGCCCUCUGAUAACUCCUGAGUCCUCGUCCCCCCUUUCUGCCUUGUGAACCCAACGUCUUUCCCAAUCCCCAGUGUCCCUACACUGCUCUCCCUAUAGGCAACUACCUGUGUAUCAGCUUCCCACCAGCAAGAAUUGUGUAGAGCUAGACAAUCCUGUCAUUUAGUCCGCCCCUAACACACAUUGUACACACAAAACAUUUGAGAAUGCACUUGCUCACAGGCUAUACUGCUUGCGUAUAAUGUACAUGCAUUAGAUUCUACACGAUACAUGUGUAGACAUUGGAAUACAGCUGCCCGAAGAGUAGGGGUUGUAUCUUCUUAUUGACCCUGAGUGGAGAGCAAGGGUGCAUGGACAGAUGCUGAUGCCUUUAUGUCAGUGUUACAGCUGUGUAUGAUAAAACAACCACUCAGUUGUGUGAGAGUGUGCUGGGGGUGUUCCACCAUAAAAUAAAAAAGCGUUGGGUCAAAAAUUUGACCAGAAGAUGAGUGAUGGCUUUCCGCAUUGUGAUGCUUGUGAUCAAGUAAGCUUGUGUUAGGAUUCAAUAUUUACGUUUUAUUUAGUGAGAAUGGGUGUGAAAAUGUAUGAGGAAAUAAUAUUUCAGAAUUUUGUCAUUAAAACCAGUUUCCAUUUGCUUUUACUAACAUGCUUUUUUGAUUUGAUAGUGAUUUUUUAAAUGUUAUUUUUUUCGCGUUAUAGAACUGACGUCAACCCUCACUUUGAUCCCGAUGAUAAAUGCAUGUUUGUGUACUAAAGCCUCUCUCCACGUCUACCGCUGGAACGACAGCACACCUAGACUAUAGAACCUAUGAUCAACCUCAAAUGCUGACAAUUGUGUAACAAUUAUCAAAAGACAACUUGACCAUCGUGUAAAUGUGACCAAAAUACAAUUUAAUGGCAUUGUUGAUAAUAUUGCCAUUUUAGGAUUGGUCAGUGCUGUGUUUUCUUUUUGGGUUGUGUAGUCUUUUUGGGUUGUGUAGUCUUGCGAUGCCAUCCUUCCAAUCCUCGUUCAUCACUCCGCUAUUGGAACGAAGGAACAAAAUCGUGAGAAAGCCUGGAAAUCAAACCUAGGGGUUGAGUUAAAGCUACUGUUUUUUCGUCGUCAAGGCCUCCGGGUUUAUGAAUUAUUAUAAUAAAGAAAUUGAUCAUAUGAAUCAACUUUA
Coregonus clupeaformis (lake whitefish) is the source of this 1734-nucleotide messenger RNA. RefSeq names its product protein yippee-like 5. Bases 227 to 592 code for a protein of 121 amino acids. The record is from RefSeq and is a predicted model, not a curated record. The transcript is spliced from 3 exons. NCBI's taxonomy places the organism in Eukaryota, Metazoa, Chordata, Actinopteri, Salmoniformes, Salmonidae.